GAGAGGUUGCUCCCCGGUCCCGGUGAUUGAGAUCCCAGGCACUCGGGACACUCCCGUUCCCGCCCAAAGGCCCAGGGCGGGCCCGGAGCGUAAAGAAUGCCACUUGGGGCCUCCGGACGCAGCAGCUUGGAGUACACUUUGGUCCCGGACCGCCCUGUUACAAAGGAGAGGCUGAGAGGGGGCGGGCUACUGCUGUGGCCAACGUUGCCGAGGGCAUCUGUCCUUCCUUUACAUCAUGGCAGUCUACCGCGUGUGUGUGACCACUGGUCCCUAUCUGAGGGCAGGCACAAUGGACAAUAUCUCUGUCACACUGGUGGGCACAUGUGGGGAGAGCCCAAAGCAGCUGCUGGAUCGCUUGGGCAGGGACUUCGCCACUGGAUCGGUGCAGAAGUACAAGGUGCGCUGUUCAGAGGAUCUGGGUGAGCUCUUGCUGCUGCGUCUGCACAAGGAACGCUAUGCUUUCUUCCGCAAGGAUUCCUGGUACUGCAGCUACAUCUGUGUCACUGCCCCUGAUGGUACCCGUUACCAUUUUCCCUGCUAUCAGUGGAUUGAGGGCUUCUGCACCAUAGAACUGCGACCAGGAACAGCAAGAACUAUUUGUCAAGACUCCCUUCCACUCCUUCUGGAUCACAGGAAACGGGAGCUCCAGGCCCGGCAGGAUUGCUACCGCUGGAAGAUCUAUGCCCCUGGCUUCCCCCGCAUGGUGGACGUCAGCAGCUUUGAGGAAAUGGAGUCAGACAAGAAAUUUGCCUUGACCAAGAUGACAUCCUGUGCAGACCAGGGUGAAAGCAGUGGGAAUCGGCACCUGCCUGGCUUCCCCAUGAAAAUUGACAUCCCGUCCCUGCUGCACAUGGAGCCCAAUAUUCGCUACUCGGCCACCAAGACGACCUCUCUGCUCUUCAAUGCCAUCCCUGCAUCCUUAGGCAUGAAGAUCCGAGGGCUGCUGGAUCGCAAGGGCUCGUGGAAGAAGCUGGAUGACAUUCGGAAUAUCUUCUGGUGCAACAAGACCUUCACUUCAGAGUAUGUCACAGAGCACUGGUGUGAGGACAACUUCUUUGGGUACCAGUACCUGAAUGGCGUCAAUCCUGUCAUGAUCCGUUGCCUCUCAAGCUUGCCCAGCAAGCUACCUGUCACCAAUGACAUGGUGGCCCCCUUGCUAGGAGAGGGCACCUGCCUCCAGACAGAGUUAGAGAGGGGGAACAUCUUCCUAGCGGACUACUGGAUUCUGGAGGAGGUUCCUGUCCAUUGUCUAAAUGGCCGCCAGCAGUACAAGGCCGCCCCGCUCUGCCUGCUGUGGCUCAACCCCCAGGGAGCGUUGUUACCCUUGGCCAUCCAGCUCAGCCAGGCCCCUGGGCCCGAUAGCCCCAUCUUUCUGCCCACUGACUCUGACUGGGACUGGCUGCUGGCCAAGACGUGGGUUCGCAACUCUGAGUUCCUGGUGCAUGAGAACAACACACACUUUUUGUGCACGCAUUUGCUAUGUGAGGCCUUUGCCAUGGCCACGCUUCGUCAGCUGCCUCUCUGCCAUCCUAUCUACAAGCUCCUGCUUCCCCACACUCGCUACACGCUGCAGGUGAACACCAUAGCACGUGCCACGCUGCUCAACCCUGAGGGCCUGGUGGACAAGGUCACAUCCAUCGGAAGACAAGGCCUUCUCUCCCUCAUGAGCACGGGUCUGGCCCACUUCACCUAUACCGAUUUCUGCCUUCCGGACAGCCUGCGGGCCCGCGGCGUUCUCCUCAUCCCCAACUACCAUUACCGAGACGACGGCCUGAAGAUCUGGGGGGCCAUUGAGAGCUUUGUCACAGAGAUCGUGGGCUACUAUUAUCCCAGUGACACAUCUGUGCAGCAGGAUUCAGAGCUGCAAGCCUGGGUCGGCGAGAUUUUUGCUCAGGCGUUCCUGGGCCGGGAAAGCUCAGGCUUCCCACGCAGCCUGGACACUCCAGGAGAGCUGGUGAAGUUCCUCACUGCAAUCAUCUUCAACUGUUCCGCCCAGCAUGCUGCUGUCAACAGUGGGCAGCAUGACUUUGGUGCCUGGAUGCCCAAUGCCCCAUCAUCCAUGAGGCAGCCCCCUCCCCAAACCAAGGGCACCACCACCCUGAAGAGUUACCUAGACACACUCCCGGAAGUGAACAUCACCUGUAACAACCUUCUCCUCUUCUGGUUGGUCAGUCAAGAGCCCAAGGACCAGCGGCCCCUAGGCACCUACCCAGACCAGCACUUCACCGAAGAGGCCCCACAGCAGAGCAUUGCUGCCUUUCAGAGCCGCCUGGCCCAGAUCUCAAAGGAAAUCCAGGAGCGGAAUCAGAGCCUGGCGCUGCCCUAUGCCUACCUGGACCCGCCCCUCAUCGAGAACAGUGUCUCCAUCUAGCCCCCUCCUCUGCACACCCCGGAAAAAAAGGCCCAAACAUGAGGAGGGCCAGCUUCUCAGGGUCUGCCAGGCCCUUCCAUCCUCUGUGUUCUCAGUCAGCGUGAACCUUCUCUGAACAAGAGAACCUUUUCCACCAAAGAGCCCUGAGCUGUGAGGGACCAGUAUGUCCAGGAUGAGAAGCUGCUGACUACAGACAAAUGUACAACAGGCCCCUCCAAAAGGAAGGAGCCUCAACUCCCCCUGCCCACUCUGGCCAGCCUCCCAAUCUCAUCUCCUGUGAAAAUCUACCUCCUCCCAAGGGGACCCCCAGCUUGGGACUCCUUCCCAAUUCUCCCCAUCCCGCAAAACGUUCUCCUACCUUGCCUUUUUUUCCACUUUCUUCUAAGCCUAGGACCAACCAAACUAGCUUCCUUCUCUGGAAGAACCUGGUAACAGGGUAAGAAAGGAUGUGUGCCCUAGAUUGGCUAUGUGGUCCCCUUUGAUCCCAGCAGUUUAAAGGGUGGGUUGGAACUAGAACCCAGUUUAUCUGGACCUCUAGCUAUUGUUCUCAGGGACAGGCAUCCUGGACUGAAUAUGUAUGGGGUGUCUCUCCCCAGCUUUUGUCAUAUCCCAGGAUCGUCUCUCCUACCCUUUUACUUUUUGUCCUUGAGCCCAGUGAGUUCAAUAAAUA
Molecule: messenger RNA, 3041 nt
Organism: Talpa occidentalis (Iberian mole)
Lineage: Eukaryota; Metazoa; Chordata; Mammalia; Eulipotyphla; Talpidae
Gene: ALOXE3
Product: arachidonate lipoxygenase 3
Exons: 16
Coding region: 236-2371 (711 amino acids)
Biological process (GO): lipid oxidation; linoleic acid metabolic process
Molecular function (GO): protein binding; oxidoreductase activity, acting on single donors with incorporation of molecular oxygen, incorporation of two atoms of oxygen; iron ion binding
Source: RefSeq, a predicted model, not a curated record